CAUCUUCAGAAAUAGCUGAAAUUAAAGAGACAGUAGCCUUUAAUGUGAUGGAUGCAGUAAGCUACACUGGUAGAGAAGCCAUUAAAUUCUCAAAUAUUGUACUGAACAAAGGCGACUCGUACGACAACGAUACGGGGAAUUUCACAGCGCCCAUUGCCGGGAUUUAUCAGUUUAAUGCGCAUAUUUGCAUUAAGAAAGGUAUUCGUGAAGUAAAUUAUUACAUAAAGGUUGGCAAUAAAUCGAUAGUUACCGGAGAGUUCUUUGUACCUAUUGAAGCCGAAGAUAGAAAAUGCACGUCCUUCAGCGCAGCUGCGUUGGUUCCAAAAGGAGACAGUGUUCGAGUUGGUGGAAUGCUUGAAUCUUCUUUAGAUGAAAGUGAUAAUGACCAAUGUUCUUUUUCUGGCACUUUGAUACAAAAUGUUUAGCAAAAAUUGUGCGAUUACAAUAUACUUUAGAUUCAUUGUUCUGUGAUUAUCAAAUAACAUGAAACGUAUAUUCCUGUUGAAAACGUUAUUAAAACAAAUGACUCUCAUAAAUUAUGUAUUUAAAGGAUAAUAAAAUCAUACAAGACCAAGUCCAAUCCAACACAUCUUCUUUAACUUCAAUUAUUAUUAUAUGUUUAAUAGCUUUUUAGAUAUUUUAGAAUAACUUGUGUUAGAAAUAUGUGGUACUUAAAAAACCCAGUAUGACACAAUAUGCUUUUAUCUUUAUUUCUCAAAAAGGUUUUAAUUAUAGUGUCCUAUUCUAGUUCCAAAAGAGUUAGUUACUCACUAGUUAGUUACUUUAAUCAUCAUUUUGUUUUAUAUUACAUGUCACCCGCUCUUCAUAUUAUUUAAAAUAAAUCACUUAUCCUUCAUACAAAAUAUUCUUUCAGUUAUAUUUUUGAAAUUUAAAUUGAAACUGACCUCUGUUUGGACAAGAAACUGCAACAAACUGUACAUCCAGAUGACGGAAAGCAGAUUGUUUGUUAUCGAAGCAAAAAUGUCAAAAUAUGAACAUUUUAAAGCUAUAUUUCAAUUUCUUUAAACUAGUUUACGUAUUUGAAGAGGUAUUUAAAAGAAUAAUUCAACGAUAGAUUUUCUGUUAUCUUCUGGAGGCAUGCUGCAAUUUGAAAGAAUUAUAAAACAUUACUGUGCAUGUACAGCGUUAUGAAAUAAAUCACAAUGAAACUAUUAAGCAUGUUUAAGCAUAUAAUUAUUUCAGAAUCCAUCAACGAAUUACAAAUUUAUAUUGAAGACACAACCAUCUAUUCACAAUCGUGUUUUUUGUCGUCCAAGUGUGAUAUUGACCUAUUUAGUUAGCCGGUUUUAUAUCUUUUAACUGAUCAGUUCACGAUCAUCUCGACUUCAACUCGAGCAUUAUCCGAUCGCAACCCGAUCAACUCGACCUCUGUUCGAUCUGUUGUCCAGAAUAACUAGACUACAACCAGACUGAAAAACGACGCAGAUAGUUAUUUGGCAAUUCAUGAGUUUAGGUCACAACAAUAUAUAGAUGUAAAAUGAUUGUGGUUGUCUAAUUAGCUUUUACAAAUCUAAAGACACAUAUUCUGACAAGAAUAAUGUCUAGAAAGAGCAAAACGGCGUCAUGUAGUAAGAGUAGUACAUGUGCGGUGGAGCAAGAAGUAAGCACAGAUCCACCUGAGGAGAUACCUAUUGAAACGGAAGAACGUGUGCUAGAAAAUACUGCUUCUUCUCGGGAGGAGGAACAUGUCAUAGUUUAGUUUAGUUGAGAUCGUAUAGGACUCACAUAUAGGUCAAGGUGAUGAAAGAUAAUGCGGAAUGUUUCGGGCAUAUCGUUUUCAU
Molecule: messenger RNA, 1802 nt
Organism: Ruditapes philippinarum (Manila clam)
Lineage: Eukaryota; Metazoa; Mollusca; Bivalvia; Venerida; Veneridae
Product: heavy metal-binding protein HIP-like
Exons: 2
Coding region: 48-425 (125 amino acids)
Molecular function (GO): protein binding
Source: RefSeq, a predicted model, not a curated record